Messenger RNA from Centrocercus urophasianus (Greater sage-grouse), 1605 nucleotides. RefSeq names its product glycine receptor alpha 1 (gene GLRA1). Gene Ontology annotation, cellular component: synapse; neuron projection; postsynaptic membrane. The transcript has 10 exons. Gene Ontology annotation, biological process: chemical synaptic transmission; signal transduction; chloride transmembrane transport. Gene Ontology annotation, molecular function: glycine binding; extracellularly glycine-gated chloride channel activity; transmembrane signaling receptor activity. The record is from RefSeq and is a predicted model, not a curated record. NCBI's taxonomy places the organism in Eukaryota, Metazoa, Chordata, Aves, Galliformes, Phasianidae. Bases 1 to 1443 code for a protein of 480 amino acids.
AUGUGCAACGUCAACGUGCUCGGAGUCUACGUGUGGGAGACGAUCGUUUUCUUCAGCCUGGCAGCUUCCAAAGAAGCUGAAGCAGCAGCACGAUCUGCUCCCAAGCCCAUGUCUCCUUCUGAUUUCUUGGAUAAGCUGAUGGGGCGGACUUCAGGAUAUGAUGCCAGGAUCAGGCCGAAUUUCAAAGGCCCACCAGUGAAUGUCAGCUGCAACAUUUUCAUCAACAGCUUUGGUUCGAUUGCAGAAACGACUAUGGAUUACAGGGUGAACAUCUUCUUGCGGCAGCAAUGGAAUGACCCACGGCUGGCGUACAAUGAAUACCCAGAUGACUCCCUGGACCUGGACCCUUCUAUGCUAGACUCCAUCUGGAAACCUGACUUGUUUUUUGCAAAUGAGAAAGGGGCCCAUUUCCAUGAGAUUACUACAGACAACAAGCUGCUGAGAAUCUCCAGAAAUGGGAAUGUACUCUACAGCAUCAGGAUCACGCUGACUCUGGCCUGUCCCAUGGACCUGAAGAACUUCCCCAUGGAUGUACAGACAUGCAUCAUGCAGUUAGAAAGCUUUGGCUACACAAUGAAUGACCUAAUAUUUGAGUGGCAAGAAAAAGGAGCUGUGCAAGUUGCUGAUGGGCUGACAUUGCCUCAGUUUAUCCUAAAAGAAGAAAAAGACUUGAGAUACUGCACAAAACACUACAACACAGGCAAAUUCACCUGUAUAGAAGCUCGUUUCCACCUGGAGCGGCAGAUGGGCUAUUAUUUGAUCCAGAUGUACAUCCCCAGCCUCCUCAUUGUCAUUCUGUCCUGGAUCUCCUUCUGGAUCAAUAUGGAUGCUGCACCCGCUCGUGUUGGCCUGGGGAUCACCACUGUGCUCACCAUGACCACUCAGAGCUCUGGUUCCCGAGCAUCACUGCCCAAGGUGUCUUACGUGAAGGCCAUAGACAUCUGGAUGGCCGUGUGCUUGCUGUUUGUGUUCUCUGCACUUCUAGAGUAUGCUGCUGUCAACUUUGUGUCCCGGCAGCACAAAGAGCUUCUCAGGUUCAGAAGGAAGAGGAGGCAUCAUAAGGAGGAUGACACCGGUGAAGGCAGGUUCAACUUCACCGCCUAUGGGAUGGGGCCAGCUUGCCUACAAGCCAAGGAUGGCAUCUCUGUCAAGGGUGCCAACAACAACAACACAGCCAACCCGGUCCCCCCGCCGUCCCGCUCCCCCGAGGAGAUGAGAAAGCUCUUCAUCCAGAGAGCCAAGAAGAUCGACAAGAUCUCACGCAUUGGCUUCCCCAUGGCGUUCCUCAUCUUCAACAUUUUCUACUGGAUCAUCUACAAGAUCGUCCGCAGAGAGGAUGUGCACAACCAAGAACAUCCAAUGGAAAAUCCAAGAAGGACAUCAGGGCCUUCAUCAGCAGUCACAGGUACCUUCCGUCCUUUUAAACGACCUGGCAAGAUUUGAGUCCCAGGCGUCAGAAACACCAUUCAGAUCAUUAGAAACGAUGAAGGAUUUUUCAAAUUGCACUUUCUGUUUUCCAAUCCCUAUCCUGCCAUGUUUGUUUAUAAUGCGGGGGAUAGAAGCGUUGGGUGAGUUAAAGCAUAAAUUCUGUUCAAAACCUGGGCA